Messenger RNA from Eubalaena glacialis (North Atlantic right whale), 2558 nucleotides. RefSeq names its product interferon regulatory factor 6 (gene IRF6). Gene Ontology annotation, molecular function: RNA polymerase II cis-regulatory region sequence-specific DNA binding; protein binding; DNA-binding transcription factor activity, RNA polymerase II-specific. The coding region runs from base 637 to 2040 and encodes 467 amino acids. Gene Ontology annotation, cellular component: nucleus. The record is from RefSeq and is a predicted model, not a curated record. Lineage: Eukaryota; Metazoa; Chordata; Mammalia; Artiodactyla; Balaenidae. Gene Ontology annotation, biological process: regulation of transcription by RNA polymerase II; immune system process. The transcript has 11 exons.
GAUGGGUCCGCGGCGUCCCGAGGCGAGGCGCUGACGUGAGCUUGGCUCACCUGGGCGGGGAAGGUGAGGGCCGGUGUGGGACUGGGAGCGGAGCCUGUAGUCCCUACUUGCGCAGAGCCAGGUGUUGCUUGCCCAACCGGCCGAGGAUAGCAGUGGCGACGGGUGAUCCUGACUGGGGACUUGGUUUGGAGGGACGUUCGCUUCUGGCAGCCGGAUUGAAGAAAGGUGGGGACGCCAACGUCUGGAGCCUCGCUUGAGGGAGGGAGGACACGCCCGCCGGUGAAGAAGCGUCCCCUCCAGAGUUUGUGGGGGCAAGGACUGAGGAAGAGAAGGCUAGAACUUGCCCUGGGGAGAAUAUGCAUUCCCUCCUCCUUAUAAGGCACCCAAUCUGGGCAGGCCUUUGUUUCCCGCUGUGAGUGCUGACCGCUGCCACCGAAUGUUAUCUGCUAUGCUAUGCCCUUUAUGAGAAUCAAUUGCAGACUUUACCCAGGCUGGCUCCUGCAACCAAUCAGUUCAAUUCAGCCUCUGUGGGGAGGUAAACAGACCCAGAACCUUUGGGUGGCCCAGAGAAAGGAAAACUGACUUGAGGCCCAGCUCUCAGAUUCCUGUGGAUACAACUGCCUGCUCACCUAUAUCAUGGCUCUCCACCCCCGCAGAGUUCGGCUGAAGCCCUGGUUGGUGGCCCAAGUGGAUAGUGGCCUGUACCCUGGGCUCAUCUGGCUACAUAGGGACUCCAAACGCUUCCAGAUUCCCUGGAAACAUGCCACCCGGCAUAGCCCCCAACAGGAGGAGGAAAAUACCAUUUUCAAGGCCUGGGCUGUGGAGACAGGGAAGUACCAGGAAGGGGUGGACGACCCCGACCCAGCUAAAUGGAAGGCCCAGCUCCGCUGUGCGCUCAACAAGAGCAGGGAAUUCAACCUGAUGUACGACGGCACCAAGGAGGUGCCCAUGAACCCAGUGAAGAUAUAUCAAGUGUGUGACAUCCCCCAGCCCCAGGGCUCAAUCAUUAACCCAGGAUCCACUGGAUCUGCUCCUUGGGAUGAGAAAGAUAAUGAUGCGGAUGAAGAAGAUGAGGAAGAUGAGCUGGACCAGUCACAGCACCACGUUCCCAUCCAGGACACCUUCCCCUUCCUGAACAUCAAUGGUUCUCCCAUAGCACCAGCCAGUGUGGGUAACUGCAGUGUGGGUAACUGCAGCCCCGAAGCAGUGUGGCCCAAAACGGAACCUCUGGAGAUGGAAGUACCCCAGGCACCUAUACAGCCUUUCUAUAGCUCUCCAGAGCUGUGGAUCAGCUCUCUCCCAAUGACUGACCUGGACAUCAAAUUUCAGUACCGUGGGAAGGAGUAUGCGCAGACCAUGACGGUGAGCAACCCCCAGGGCUGCCGGCUCUUCUAUGGAGACCUGGGUCCCAUGCCUGACCAGGAGGAGCUCUUUGGUCCCGUCAGCCUGGAGCAGGUCAAGUUCCCAGGUCCGGAGCACAUCACCAAUGAGAAGCAGAAGCUGUUCACCAGCAAGCUGCUAGACGUCAUGGACAGAGGACUGAUCCUGGAGGUCAGCGGUCAUGCCAUCUAUGCCAUCAGGCUGUGCCAGUGCAAGGUGUACUGGUCUGGGCCAUGUGCCCCAUCGCUUGUUGCCCCCAACCUGAUCGAGAGACAAAAGAAGGUCAAACUGUUUUGUCUGGAAACGUUCCUUAGUGAUCUCAUUGCCCACCAGAAAGGACAGAUAGAGAAACAGCCACCAUUUGAGAUCUACUUAUGCUUUGGGGAAGAAUGGCCAGAUGGGAAACCUCAGGAAAGGAAACUCAUCUUGGUUCAGGUCAUUCCGGUGGUGGCUCGGAUGAUCUAUGAGAUGUUUUCUGGUGAUUUCACACGAUCCUUUGACAGUGGCAGUGUCCGCCUGCAGAUCUCAACUCCAGACAUCAAGGAUAACAUUGUUGCUCAGCUGAAGCAGCUGUACCGCAUCCUUCAAACCCAGGAAAGCUGGCAGCCCAUGCAGCCCACCCCCAGCAUGCAACUAUCCCCUGCCCUGCCAGCCCAGUAAUCAUGAAUGCCAUCUUCCUUCUCUUUUUUACAGUAUUGUACAUAUGGAUAUUUUUUAUUAGUCAGAUUUAACCAGCUUUUAAACCUGUCUUCUUUCUAACAAUAUUAGUACUCUCUGACUCUCCAAAUAUGCCUAGCUUUUAAAGUUGAUUUAAUUUAUGGAAAAAUCACCCUUCAUACUUUCCCUUUCUUUUUUAAACCUCCCCAUGGUAGUGUAAUGUAGUAGAAGGAGAUUUGGCCUGGGAGUUUGGACACCAGGGUUCUAGCUGCAGCUUUGCUUCCAGUGGUGUGACCUUGAACCAAGUCAUUUAGCCUCUGGGCUUCAGAUUCAUUACUGCAAAAUGAAGGAGUUGGAAUGAUGCCUGAAAUAAUGCCAGCUUUAAAACUCUGACUCAGUGACUUCAUUCUACUUGUACAAGGCCAAACUGCCUGGAACAGAACAUUUCUGCCUCGUUCUUGCACCACAUUUUUUUUUUUUUUUUUUUUUUUUUCUUUCAUUAAAGUUCCCUCAAGCACUGA